AUGGUCACGAUCACCGACUCUGGCCAUGGCGGCCACCGGUCUUCCAGCUCGACAUCUGGUGCUGCCAUUCUCGCCGCCUUCAUUCCCACCUUUGUGACCGCCGUCAUCUACAUCGCCAUCUUUGCCGCCAUCCGCGACAGAUAUCGCAAAAUCUACGCUCCACGGACAUUCCUAGGCUCGAUACCCGAGAAGGACCGGACGCCAGAACACACCACUGAGUCCAAGUCCUGGGUAGGAGGCUACCGCAAUCUACCAGACCACUUCGUGCUACAGCACAACUCUCUGGACGCCUGGCUCUUCUUACGCUUUCUGAAAUUCAUCAUCGGGAUAUGCCUAUUAGGUUGCAUCCUUACCUUUCCCAUCCUGCUGCCAGCCAACAUUACUGGAGGCGGGACAGCGACUCAGCUCGACAGAUUGAGCUUCAGCAACAUCGACAGCAGGAACGUUCUUUGGGCGCACGUGCUCGUCGCAUGGGUGUUCUUUUCUGCCAUCAUCCUCCUUAUAGCGAGAGAACGGCUGCGCUUGAUCGGGAUUAGACAGGCGUAUCUUCUCGACACGAAACGGUCAGCACGCCUCUCUUCGCGGACGGUGUUGUUCCUCAAUGCGCCUCCGGAGGCUUGCCAGUCGGAGAACCUGGAGCAGUACUUUGGAUCUGAAGCUGAGAGGUCUUGGCCUGUGAGAGAUGCAGGUGAUCUUGAGGACCUUGUUGCGAGACGUAGCGGCACCGCCUUUGCGCUGGAAAACGCCGAGGUCGACCUCAUCAAGCAUGCCGUGAAGCGGCACAAGAAGGAAGGCCGGCUCAUCAACGGUAAUGGCGCUGCGAACCUCGAAGACGGACAGCCACUGGUCCCGAACGGUGAGAGGCCGAAGCAAAGGAAGCCUCCAGUCGUGGGCUCAAAAUUCGAUCCAAUUGACCGCGCCCGCAAGAUGAUCGGAGAGCUGGCUGAGAAGAUCGAUUCACAUCGUGCCUCUCCAAGUCGAAACGUCCCGGAGCAUUCGGCCAUCUUUGUCGCUUUCUCGGACCAGUCUGCUGCGCAUCGGGCAUACCAGCAGAUCACCUUCCCUACCCCGAUGCCAAUGGAGGAUCGUUUCCUGUCCAUCCAACCAAAAGAGGUGCUGUGGCACAACCUGGCCAUGCCGCUGUCGAAACGACUAUCCAAAGCCUCCACUGCGCUGGCGUUUGUGAUCGCUUUCACCAUCUUCUUCUCCAUCCCGGUUGGCAUUAUUGGUACUAUCAGUAAUGCCAAGUACCUGGCUGAAAAUGUGAAGUGGCUGCGCUGGUUGGAUGACCUUCCACCGGUCCUUCUCGGUCUGCUGACUGGUCUUGUUCCUCCGUAUCUGACCAGCUGGUUCGUCUCGUACGUACCAAAACUCUUUCGACACGUCGCGAAGCUUUCUGGAGAGCCGACUACCACGCAAGCCGAGCUGAAGACACAAGCGUGGUACUUUGUCUUCCAGGUGUUUCAAGUGUUCCUUGUCACCACCUUUUCGUCAGGAGCAGCAGCAGUAUUCGCAAAGAUUGCGGAGGAUCCUCAAGACGCGCCCAAGCUGUUGGCCAGCAGCUUGCCGAAAGCCUCGAACUUCUACCUCACUUACUUCAUCCUUCAAGGCACCUCGAGUGCCGCCGACACUGUGCUCAACUACUCCGACCUUUUCGAGUGGCUGUUUAACGAGAAGUUCAUGGACAAGACUCCGAGGCAGCAUUACAGCACCUUUUCCAAGAUGAAGGGCACACCUUGGGCAAGCUGGUACCCGAAGUUCACCAACUUCCUGGUUAUUUCGAUCGUCUACGCCUGUGUUGCUCCGCUGGUGCUUGGAUUCGCCACUGCCGGCUUGUUCAUAUACUACCUCGCCUACCGUUACCAGCUGCUGUUUGUCUGCCAGACCAAGGUCGACACUCAAGGCGAGGCAUACAAGCGUGCUCUGCAGCAGAUGCCGACCGGUCUCUAUCUUGCAGAGCUUUGCUUGAUCGGACUCUUCGGCGCAAAGAAGGCCGCGAUACAGACGACGUUGAUGGUGGUCUUGCUCAUCCUUACCGCUGUCACCAAUCUCGUGCUCGACCGCACGCUCCGUCCACUGGAGCUUUACCUAGGCGUGGACGUCUGGCAAGCGCAAGAGGUGCCGCUGCUGGCCCGCGAAGAUAACAUCUCCAUCAGCGAUGCAGCAGCCCUGCACGCCUCUUCUCACGCGCGAAGGCUCGGGCUCAAAAAGCUUCCACACCCAGCGCCCAGGGUGUUGUCCGAUUUCUUCGACGGCAUCAUCUCGAGCGCGCGGAUGCAGGUCGAGGGCUGGCUGGACGAGACUACGUUUGAUGACGACGAGUCCGCGCCGCUCAAGGAAGAGGACAUCGAAAAGGCGUAUCUGUCGCCGGCGUUUACAUCCAAGACUCCGAAGCUGUGGAUUCCGAGGGACAAGCUGGGAGUGUCGAAGGAGGAGACCCAGCAGAAUGCAGAUGCGGGCUUGGUUACUACGGACGAGGCGGCGGAGAUUGAUGAAGAAGGGAAAUUGCAUUGGGAUCAUAGGUUUGAGAAUGUACCGAUCUGGAGCAAGGCAAAGGUUAUUUGA
This is a messenger RNA of Saxophila tyrrhenica, 2565 nucleotides long. RefSeq lists its product as uncharacterized. The coding region runs from base 1 to 2565 and encodes 854 amino acids. Gene Ontology annotation, molecular function: calcium-activated cation channel activity. The transcript has a single exon. Lineage: Eukaryota; Fungi; Ascomycota; Dothideomycetes; Mycosphaerellales; Extremaceae. The record is from RefSeq and is a predicted model, not a curated record. Gene Ontology annotation, cellular component: plasma membrane.